Molecule: messenger RNA, 1355 nt
Organism: Diachasmimorpha longicaudata
Lineage: Eukaryota; Metazoa; Arthropoda; Insecta; Hymenoptera; Braconidae
Exons: 3
Coding region: 817-1203 (128 amino acids)
Source: RefSeq, a predicted model, not a curated record
UCGGGAUAACAGAAUUAGUUGCUAUAGAAACUUUUCGUUACGUUUUGAGAAUUAGAGUUUACGGGUUUUGCGGAUAAUUGACGCGUCUCGCGGUUUGGCAAUUUUGGUUAUUGGUUCAAGGAGAAUUAUUACGCUUUUAGGCCAAGAUAUCACCGAGCCACGUAAUUUAUUCGAAUUGAAACCUCUCUAUUGUUUUCUCGGAAACGUGUAGGUGCAGAUGAAAUGCUGCCGCUCAGAUAAGUGGAUUUACGGGGUAGGAUGGGUUUUGAGUUUAGUUUUAGGGUGGAAGGCCACGCGAGUAAUCACGACCAUUACCAUGGCGUGGAUUGCCAAAAGGUCGAUUUAGGUUACGUUUACGUUAAAAUUUAGAGCGAUAGAAAAUAAAAAUAAGUCGCGAAAAUAUUAUUUUGUUUUAGUUAUUUAGUGACGUUUCUCCUAACCCCGGAGAUCCCGAGAAUACGACCGCGGAGAUAGAAUUUGAGCUACGCGAACAUUUGAACUUUCGCGCCGAGACCUGUCAAGCCAACCCUGCGUUGCCAUAACGCCUGGAGCGCUACGCUCCCGUCGGUCGCCGUGCGCCAACCUGUCGCGUAGCAACAGUUGCUACGCAGACGUCGCCGGCAUCACCACGUGUUGUAUUAGCAUCAAUCGAAUGACUAGUGAAUUUAGUGAUAAUUAGUUAGUUAGUUGUGCUCGAACCAUCGCCAGGAGAACACCAAAUCAUCAGGACAAUUAUUCGAGGACCAUUGAAGUCGAAUCGACCCGUUGUCCGAGAUAUAGUCGAUCAUUGUCUCCCAGCGCGUACACGUCGCAACCAUGCAGGCCAUACGGAGGGAGAGGGGAUACCUCAGGGCAGCCAACGAGUGGCUGCGCUGGGAGGAUACGGAGGGCGAAACCCUGGAUGGGGAAAAUAUUUUCGCCAUCCAGGAUCUCCAUGACAGGGCCGCCAAAUGGUUGGCGGAUUCGGAGGAUGAGGCUUACCUGUGUGGAGCUCGCUGGGAGGGAGGUGUCGGACCGGACACCCCAAGAGCCCACUGGAUCCGCGCUCUGAGGCGCGAGGCGCGGGAGUUGGAGGCCGAGGGUGAGCAGGUGCUCACCCUGUACGACGUGGAGGAUGCCUGUGCGCGCAGGGUCCUCUUCGGGGACGAGCCCGCCCAGCCCGACCUGACCCAGGAGGACUGGUCCCUUGAACAGUGGGACUGAGGCCACUGCCCCCCCCCCCCUAAUAAUAAAUUAAAAAAAAAAAUUUUAAAAAAUGUAAUAUCGAUUAAGGUUUUUUAAAAUAAAAUUUUUACAAUAAAUAUUUUCUUGUUUCUACUUUUAUUCAUUCCCCCCUCAAUUUAUUUCCCUUAGUU